CUUUCACAAACAAAUGUGAAAUUAAUGACUUCCCCUCGGCUUUCACCUCUCAUGUCUUUCUCUGGAGCAGCGAGAGACACAAAGAAGCCCCAAGACUUCCAUUGAUAACUUUGGAUCGCUAGGCAAUAUGUCGAAGAGAGAUUCACAGGUCAUUACAUGCAAAGCGGCGGUGUGUCGGGGAAUUGGGGAAGCAGUGAAGGUGGAAGAGAUACAAGUAGAGCCACCAAAAUCAUGUGAAGUUCGAGUCAAAAUCCUAUAUGCUAGUUUGUGUCAUACGGACAUCUUAUGCACCAAAGGCUUUCCAAUUCCCGUUUUCCCUCGAGUUCUAGGACAUGAAGGUGUUGGUGUUGUGGAGAGUGUGGGUGAGGAAGUAAGAGGUCUAAAAGGAGGAGAUCUUGUAAUUCCAACCUUCAUUGGGGAGUGCCAGGAGUGUGAGAAUUGUUUGUCAAGAAAGACCAACUUAUGCCUAAAAUACCCUGUGCCAUUCAGUGGCCUGAUGCGUGAUGACACGUCACGAAUGUCAAUCGGAGGGCAGAGGCUGUACCACGCUUUUAGUUGCUCCACGUGGUCCGAGUACACGGUUGUUGACGCUGAUUACGUUCUCAAGCUUGAUCCAGGUAUUGCUCUUCCACAUGCUAGCAUCAUCUCAUGUGGAUUUUCCACUGGAUUUGGGGGUGCAUGGAAGGAAGCUGAGGUUGAAAAAGGAUCCACUGUGGCUGUUCUUGGCCUUGGUGCUGUUGGAUUAGGGGUACUAGAGGGGGCUAGAAUGCAAGGGGCAGCAAAGAUAAUCGGCAUUGACAAAAAUGAGAGGAAAAGAAUAAAGGGAAAAGCUUUUGGAAUGACCGACUUUAUAAACCCUGAUGAAUAUGAUAAAUCUAUUUCCGAGCUGGUCAAAGAGUUGACCGGUGGAAUGGGUGUGGAUUAUUGCUUUGAAUGCACCGGAGUCGCACCCUUGGUCAAUGAAGCUCUCCUCGCAACAAAAAUGGGAAAGGGACAAACAAUAGUAAUUGGCGAAGGAAAUCAUGCAACUGUGGAGAUCAAUUUCCUUCGCCUCGUGUUUGGCGGAAAUUUGAAGGGAUCCAUUUUUGGAGGGCUCAAAGUCAAAACAGACCUUCCUGUUAUAAUCGAAAAAUGCAAAAAUAAGGAAAUCCAACUUGAUGAACUUAUGACUCAUGAAGUUUCAUUGGAAGAUAUACAAAAAGCAUUUGAGCUUUUGGAGCAACCUGAUUGUGUGAAGGUUCUUAUCAGGCUUUGAUGGAUCCUGUUAUUUGAAAAUCCAUCUUUCCUUUCAUUUUUGUUGGAAAAUCCGCCCCUCGAAAGAAAAAAAAAGAAAAAAAGGUUACUCGGCGGCGCGUUGUCGUAUACCAUAUAUAAAGUAGAAGCCUUCAAGCGAAUAACUUAGUUAGAAUUGUAACAAGUGACCGUCUAAAAUUAUGACAAGUGUCAUUUAAGUUAAA
Alnus glutinosa is the source of this 1457-nucleotide messenger RNA. RefSeq names its product alcohol dehydrogenase 1-like. The record is from RefSeq and is a predicted model, not a curated record. Gene Ontology annotation, biological process: formaldehyde catabolic process. Gene Ontology annotation, cellular component: cytosol. Gene Ontology annotation, molecular function: zinc ion binding; S-(hydroxymethyl)glutathione dehydrogenase [NAD(P)+] activity. The transcript has 9 exons. Bases 128 to 1255 code for a protein of 375 amino acids. Lineage: Eukaryota; Viridiplantae; Streptophyta; Magnoliopsida; Fagales; Betulaceae.